Molecule: messenger RNA, 1180 nt
Organism: Rhipicephalus sanguineus (brown dog tick)
Lineage: Eukaryota; Metazoa; Arthropoda; Arachnida; Ixodida; Ixodidae
Product: prostasin-like
Exons: 7
Coding region: 19-723 (234 amino acids)
Biological process (GO): proteolysis
Molecular function (GO): serine-type endopeptidase activity
Source: RefSeq, a predicted model, not a curated record
GAUAGCGGCGGCCCGCUUAUGCUGCGGAGAGGCGACGGUCGCUGGCUUCAGGUGGGCGUGGUCUCCUGGGGCAUCGGCUGCGGUCGGCCGGGAUACCCGGGCAUCUACACGCGUGUUUCUAGAUACACGCAGUUCAUCCGGAACGUGACCAAGGGCAGGCUGUGCAGCCAGGCUGACGACACCCGCACUCUGGAACUGGACAACGCCAUCAGACCGCUCAGGAAGCCGAACCUCAACUCUUGCGGGGUGGCUGGUCGCUAUGGGCACGGCCGCAUCGUCGGCGGGUCUCAGGUCUUCGCCCACAAGUUUCCAUGGCUGGCUGCUGUCAUGUUUCGCGGCAACCUGUCUGGCUCCGCGGCCUACAUCGGCAACGGCUUCGUGCUCACGGCAGCAGGGGUCAUCGGAAACGAGGCGUUGAUGCACCCUGAGCGCCUGCAGGUCCUUUUAGGCGUCCACGACCUGAGCCGACCGCAGCAGCACAGCGUGGCGCACAACGUGAGCCGUGUACUGGUGCAUCCGGGCUACAAGCACCCGUACUACGACGCCGCACUGCUUCGGCUCAGGGGCGUGACGUCUGACGACGGAGGCGCCGACCACGUGCGCCCCAUCUGCCUGCCCCAGACGACGGACCGAUACAUGCCCGAACCAAGACGCUCGUGGCCGGAUGGGGGCGCGUGCACACUUACGGGCCACUCAGCUCGACUCCCAACGAAGUCUACGUGAACGUGGUGCGAAGCGAGGAAUGCAGCCACCGCUACAACGGAAGUUCGGUGCAGGGGCUCAUCUGCGCCGGCGCCAAAGGAAGGGACAUCUGCGAUGGCGACGCCGGUGGCCCCCUGAUGCAGUUCUACGCAGGCCGCUACUACGCGGCCGCCAUCGCCGGCUCCGGCCUGGCGGGAGGCUGUGCGCAGGAGGGCGUGCCGGCCGUCUUCACCCGCGUCGGUGUACUGCUCAAGUGGAUACAGAAGAGCACGGGCCUGUUGACGCUCUAGCGCCGAUAGACGCCGACUGCCAUUCAUGUGCAGGCUCGUCUUUCCUAGGCCUUCUCCCACAGGUCACCUCGCUACGCUUGGCACACUUGAAAUGGACCCUACAGAGACACAUUGUGUUCUUUGCGCCUUCGGAAUCGUGAAUGUCAGAGUUUCAACGUAAUCAGAGGCUUUUUCAAAAACAACAAAAA